AUGGAUGGCAGUGCUCUCGAGGCCGUCAUUCAAACAGGCAACUGUGAAAGCGAGUCCCAUCAGGCAGAUCAAAUGCGAUGGUGUCAAGUCGGCACUGGUCGGAUCUUUCGAGCCAAUCUACACAUUCCACCCCACGAAACCGUCAAAGACCGUACUGAUAUUGAGCUCUUAUUUGACAAACUCCCCGAGCGUAUCGACCUCGAAAUUGACCAUGAGACUCAAUCACUCUACUGGACUGACCGAGGGGAGAUUACAUAUGGCAAUACAAUCAACGUUGCAUCAGUCGGAGCCUGCAAGAAGCCCUCGAGCGCCAUUAUUCUCCAAGAAAAACCCCUAGGAUACCAAAUCCUAGCUCAUGGGCUUCAUGAACCCAUUGGCCUGAAGCUUGACAUGACUAAUAGACACAUCUAUGCAGCAGACCUGGGUGGCGCUAUUUACAGGUUCAACCUAGAUGGGUCUGAGAAAAAAAAGCUUUAUGAGCACCCGAGUGCAUUCCCGGGUAUCACCCUGUUCUGA
Molecule: messenger RNA, 516 nt
Organism: Penicillium arizonense
Lineage: Eukaryota; Fungi; Ascomycota; Eurotiomycetes; Eurotiales; Aspergillaceae
Exons: 2
Coding region: 1-516 (171 amino acids)
Source: RefSeq, a predicted model, not a curated record